Messenger RNA from Prorocentrum cordatum, 655 nucleotides. The record is from the annotation of a GenBank genome assembly. NCBI's taxonomy places the organism in Eukaryota, Dinophyceae, Prorocentrales, Prorocentraceae.
CAUCGUCAUCAUGUCGUUUGUGGGCGAGCUGCUGCUGAACCUCUUCGGCCCCGCCCUGCUGAAGGCGGCCCACGUCACCGACAUCGGCAGCGACUACAGCGACGACGACCUCGAGGGGGAGGCCGCCCCGCCGCGGGACAGCAAGCCCAGCCCCGAGGAGAGCCGCGCCAGGGCCCGGCCGCACCUCUUCAGCGUGGACGUGGCGGCGGAGUGGGAGGCCAUGAGCGACAACGGCAUGUUCAGCACGUGGCAGGAAGUGAAGCCCAACGGCGACGCCGGCGAGAUGAAGGCGGGCACCAUCUGCGAGCCGAAAAUAUUGCCUCGCUCGGCGAUGGUCUGUACUAGGAAAGAUCCCAUGGGCGGCCGCUCCGGCCACCUGCUGGAGACCAUCCUCGAGUCCCCGAGGAUUGGGAGUUCCCCACGGAUUCUGGACGCGCGGAAGUUGAUGGUCCGCUCGCACACGGACGAGGAGUUGAAGUUCCCGGCUCUCUGACGCGGAACUCUCUUGGUGCAUUCGCCAGGUGGAGUUUCCCUUUCCUUUGCCUGCCUGCCCCUGCCGAUCCUCAACUGGUUCGUGGUCUCUGUCUUCCUCCUCUUUGCCAUUAUGAUUUAGUCGUGCGAGUCCCUCUACAGGAGGAAUCUUCAAAAAUGGUCA